AGCCUGGCCGCGGCCCGGGGCGGCCCGAGCCCGCCGGGAAACAUGUCGACGGGGGAAGGCUUCGAGCCCCGCUUGGAGAAGAUUGAUGCGAUGCUGAGGAGCCCCCGCUCCGAGGUCAACGUGGACUGUCUGCUGGAUGGAUUAGAUGCCUUGGUAUAUGAUUUGGAUUUUCCUGCCUUAAGAAAAAACAAAAAUAUUGACAACUUCUUAAACAGAUAUAAAGACACAGUAAAUAAAAUGAGAGAUUUGCGUAUGAAAGCUGAAGAUUAUGAAGUGGUGAAGGUGAUUGGUAGAGGUGCAUUUGGGGAAGUUCAACUGGUAAGGCAUAAAUCUUCAAGGAAGGUGUAUGCUAUGAAGCUCCUGAGCAAGUUUGAGAUGAUAAAAAGAUCAGAUUCUGCAUUCUUCUGGGAGGAAAGGGAUAUUAUGGCUUUUACUAAUAGCCCCUGGGUUGUUCAGUUAUUUUAUGCAUUCCAAGAUGACCAUUACCUGUACAUGGUGAUGGAAUACAUGCCUGGUGGGGACCUUGUGAAUUUAAUGAGCAACUAUGAUGUUCCUGAGAAGUGGGCAAGAUUUUAUACGGCAGAAGUUGUUCUUGCGUUGGACGCCAUUCAUUCUAUGGGCUUUAUUCACAGAGAUGUGAAGCCUGAUAACAUGCUGCUAGAUAAGGCUGGUCAUUUAAAACUAGCAGAUUUUGGUACUUGUAUGAAGAUGAACAAGGAAGGUAUGGUACGAUGUGAUACAGCUGUUGGAACACCGGAUUACAUUUCCCCUGAAGUAUUGAAAUCCCAGGGUGGUGAUGGUUACUAUGGACGAGAAUGCGACUGGUGGUCAGUUGGAGUUUUUUUGUAUGAAAUGCUUGUAGGUGAUACACCUUUUUAUGCAGAUUCUUUAGUUGGAACAUAUAGUAAAAUUAUGAACCAUAAGAACUCUCUGACUUUCCCUGAUGAUAAUGAGAUUUCUAAAGAGGCAAAAAACCUGAUUUGUGCCUUCUUAACUGACAGGGAAGUGAGGCUGGGACGAAAUGGCGUAGAAGAAAUUAAAAGACACCUCUUCUUCAAAAAUGAUCAGUGGGCUUGGGAAACUCUUAGAGACACUGUUGCACCAGUUGUGCCUGAUUUAAGUAGUGACAUUGACACUAGUAACUUUGAUGAUUUGGAAGAAGACAAGGGAGAGGAAGAAACAUUCCCUAUACCAAAAGCAUUUGUUGGCAACCAGCUACCUUUUGUAGGAUUUACAUACUACAACAAUCGCCAGUAUUUGUCUGUCUCUGAAGAGAAUUCCAAUGAUAACAGGGCAAGCUCCAAUAUGGAUAAAAGUGUGCUGGAAAACAUGCAGAAAACAAUCUAUGAGUUGGAAGAGCAGCUACAUAAUGAAAUGCAGUUAAAAGAUGAAAUGGAGCAAAAGUGCAGAACUUCAAACAUAAAACUAGAUAAGAUAAUGAAGGAACUUGAUGAAGAGGGAAAUCAAAGAAAAAACUUAGAAUCAACAGUAUCGCAGAUUGAGAAGGAAAAGAUUCUGUUGCAACAUAAAAUAAAUGAAUACCAAAGAAAAACUGAACAAGAGAAUGAAAAAAGACGCAAUUUAGAAAACGAAGUGUCCACAUUAAAAGAACAGUUAGAAGACCUGAAAAAACUUAGUCAGCAUUCACAUAUUACAAAUGAGAAGAUAACACAAUUACAGAAGCAACUAGAAGAAGCAAAUGAUUUGCUAAGGACAGAAUCGGAUACAGCAGUAAGACUGAGAAAGAACCAUACAGAAAUGAGCAAGUCUAUAAGCCAAUUAGAAUCACUAAACAGAGAACUACAGGAGAGGUGCCGUGUUUUGGAGAGCACAAAAUUGCAAGUGGAGAAGGAUUAUUAUCAACUACAAGCGGCUUUGGAAGCAGAACGAAGGGACCGAAAUCAUGGCUCUGAAAGGAUAGGAGAGCUACAAGCUCGGAUUACAUCUUUACAAGAAGAGGUCAAGCAUCUUAAAAAUAAUCUUGAAAAAGUGGAAGCAGAAAGAAAACAGGCACAGGAUAUGCUUAAUAAUUCUGAAAAGGAAAAAAAUAACCUGGAAAUAGAUUUAAACUACAAGCUCAAAACAUUACAAGAACGGUUAGACCAGGAGGUAAAUGAGCAUAAAGUGACUAAAGCACGGUUAACUGACAAACAUCAAUCAAUUGAAGAGGCAAAAUCAGUUGCGAUGUGUGAAAUGGAAAAAAAAGUUAAGGAAGAGAGGGCCGCAAGAGAGAAGGCAGAGAAUCGAAUAGUUCAGAUUGAAAAACAAUGUUCCAUGCUGGACUUUGACCUGAAGCAGUCUCAGCAGAAGCUGGAACAUCUUAUUGAACAAAAGGAAAGGCUAGAGGAUGAAGUUAAGAAUCUAACACUUCAGCUGGAGCAAGAGACAAAUAAACGAAUUCUGGCACAAAAUGACUUGAAGGUUCAAGCUUCUGAGGCAGACAACUUGAAGAGUUCUGAGAAGCAGCUGAAACAGGAGAUAAAUACAUUGAUGGAAACGAAGAGAUUAUUGGAAUUUGAGUUGGCUCAACUGGCUAAGCAAUAUAGAGGAAAUGAAGGUCAGAUGCGGGAACUUCAGGAUCAACUUGAAGCUGAACAGUAUUUUUCAACACUUUACAAAACUCAGGUUAAGGAGCUAAAAGAAGAAAUUGAGGAAAAGAAUAAAGAAACUCAAAGGAAAAUACAGGAAUUGCAAAAUGAAAAAGAAACUCUGGCUGCACAGUUGGAUCUGGCUGAAACCAAAGCUGAGUCAGAACAGCUGGCUCGAGCUCUCUUGGAAGAACAGUAUUUUGAACUUACUCAGGAGAGCAAGAAAGCAGCAUCAAGAAAUAGACAAGAAAUUAUUGAUAAGGAUGGCAUAAUAAGUCAGCUGGAAGAAACAAAUAAUACAUUAACCAAAGAUGUUGAGUUUCUAACAAAAGAAAAUACAGAGGUAAAUGAAAAAAUCAAGAAGCAGGAAGAAGAGUUUAAACUGAAGAAAGAAGAGGAAAUCAGUAAUAUUAAAGUGCAGUAUGAGAAGAAUCUUAACACUGAAAGAACUCUUAAAACACAGGCUGUCAACAAGUUGGCUGAAAUAAUGAAUCGGAAAGAUUUUAAAAUAGAUAGAAAAAAAGCUAACAUGCAAGAUUUGAGGAAAAAAGAGAAGGAAAACCGAAAGCUACAGUUGGACCUUAACCAAGAGAAAGAAAAAUUCAAUCAGAUGGUAGUAAAAUACCAAAAGGAGCUCAAUGAAAUGCAGGCGCAACUAGCAGAAGAGUCUACAUAUAGGAAUGAGCUUCAGAUGCAGCUGGAUAGUAAAGAAAGUGAUAUAGAACAAUUGCGUAGCAAAAUUUUGGACCUCCAGCAAGGAAUGGACUCUACUAGUGUUGCAAGCCUCCAGGCAGAUGAAACUGAUGGAAAUGUUUCAGAGUCGAGACUAGAGGGUUGGCUUUCGGUACCAAACAAGGGAAACAUAAAGCGACAUGGCUGGAAGAAGCAGUACGUUGUAGUAAGCAGUAAAAAGAUUUUGUUCUAUAAUGAUGAAAAGGACAAGGACCAGUCCAAUCCAUCCAUGGUACUAGAUAUAGAUAAACUCUUCCAUGUCCGACCUGUAACACAAGGAGAUGUAUAUAGAGCAGAAACUGAGGAAAUCCCUAAAAUAUUCCAGAUUUUGUACGCUAAUGAGGGUGAAUGCAGGAAAGAAUUGGAAGUAGAAUCAACGCAGCCAGCAGAAAAGACAAAUUUUCUAAAUCACAAAGGUCAUGAAUUUAUUCCUACAUUAUACCACUUUCCAGCCAACUGUGAGGCCUGUGCCAAACCCCUCUGGCAUGUUUUUAAGCCCCCUCCUGCACUGGAAUGUCGAAGAUGCCAUGUUAAGUGCCAUAAAGACCACUUAGAUAAAAAGGAGGAAUUAAUUGCUCCAUGCAAAGUGAGUUACGAUGUAACUUCAGCAAGGGAUAUGUUGCUAUUGGCAUCCUGUCAGGAUGACCAGAAGAAGUGGGUAAAUCAUUUAGUAAAGAAAAUCCCCAAGACACCACCAGCCAGUUUUGUCCGUUCUUCCCCUAGAACUAUGUCUGCAAGAUCCUCAGCAAAUCAGUCAUUCCGAAAAGCUGUUAAAAAUACUUCUGGAAAAACUAGGUCAAAGGAGUGUGGAUCUGUGGGGGAGAUUACCCAUUCAGAGAACUCCAGUUACUGCUAACCACCUGUACAGUACUUAAUGAAACUUCAUGGAAUGCAGUCUGAAAAACAGGACUCUUUUAAACACACCAAGCAGUGCAGAGAGGCUGUUUGUUCCUUUCAACACAACUAUCACAGGCUUCAGGGUUAAGAUUGCUGUUACUGUCUCCUUGCUUCGGCACAAAAAGCACGCUGAGGGUGUUUUAUUGCGGGUUUGCCUAAAGAUAGAUUAGAUUAAUUAUUACUAUGUAAUGCAAGUUAAAGCAAAUAAAGCUUAGCUAGGUGUAUGAAAAAGGUGCUGCCUUUUUGGAUUUCUAAAAAUGCCUAUCAAUCAUAAUAAAAUGCAGUCUGCUUUCCUUGUAUCAACAACAACAAAAAAAAGAACUAUACCCUGUGGAGGGGAUAUUUAUAUCAAAAUGAGCACAUAAACUUGAGUAGAGAAGAAAAAUAUCUCAAAAUGAGAUGGACUGAAAUUUCUUUGACUCAAAAGUUGUGCUUUCAAAGACUGCAUAUCAAGUUUAAAAAUGAAGCUGUAUAAUCACUUGAACUUCAGUGCCUUCACUGCGGAGUUCUUAACAGCCUUAAUGCUAAUCGCCCAUAAUGGAACAGAUCAAAGUGUUAAAUAUUUUGCAUUAUGCUUUAUAAAAUACUGAUUCAGCAAGUUUGUAAAGGGCGGGUGGGGAGGGUAACAGAUAAUUGCAUUUAAUCUAUGCAUUUUUGCCAAGCCAUACUGAAUUAUUUUAGUAUUAGAAACUAACAGUACAAAAAAACCAAGUUUGGAAGCAUAUUUUGGGGUACAUUCAUUUCUAUAAUUGUGUAAUGUAUUGCCUUUACAAUUUUAAGUGAUAACAUAUAUUAAGUUAACAAACAUUUAAGAAAUGUAUGCACUGUUUGAAAUGUAAAUUAUUCAUAGAACACUUUUAAUGGGUGUUGCGUUGUCCUUUUAGUGCCUUAAUUUGAGAUAAUUGUAUUAUUGCCAUGUCGAUAAGUGUAGAAUCUCAACAAUUUAUUAUGCAUCAGUGGUUUUUACUGAACUUUAAUUGGUUAAAGUAUUGUAGAUGCUAGAUGCAUUUCCUAAAUUGAAUAUAAUCUUUGAAUGAAAACUCCUGUUACAAAGAAAGAUUUCUCAUUUAAAAAGCAAGAGGUCUGCAGAAAAUGUAGGCAAAAAUAUGCAACACAGCAACAAAAUAGUACACAUAUGGCCCUUUAAAAACUCCACUGAUAAUUCAGGAAUUACAGUAUAAGUGCCGUCAAACACUUGCUUUGUAGCAGGAAUACAUUCAUGGUAUGAGCAGUAUGGUUUUAUUUUUAUUUUAUUUUUUAACCAAAUACCUCCUCAGUAAUUUAUAAUGGCUUUGCAGUUGUGUAUUAAAUAAGCACUGGAAAACUGAUUCGUCCUCAGGACGAUUUGCAUGUUUCAAGUGGUAUUGAAAGCCGCACUGAUGGAUAUGUAAUAAUAAACAUAUCUGUUAUUAA
Molecule: messenger RNA, 5630 nt
Organism: Alligator sinensis (Chinese alligator)
Lineage: Eukaryota; Metazoa; Chordata; Crocodylia; Alligatoridae
Gene: ROCK1
Product: Rho associated coiled-coil containing protein kinase 1
Exons: 34
Coding region: 43-4176 (1377 amino acids)
Biological process (GO): regulation of cell junction assembly; mitotic cytokinesis; embryonic morphogenesis
Cellular component (GO): cytoskeleton; cytoplasm
Molecular function (GO): ATP binding; small GTPase binding; Rho-dependent protein serine/threonine kinase activity
Source: RefSeq, a predicted model, not a curated record